Ictalurus punctatus (channel catfish) is the source of this 2920-nucleotide messenger RNA. It is a transcript of the gene prkg3, whose product is annotated as protein kinase cGMP-dependent 3. The transcript is spliced from 22 exons. NCBI's taxonomy places the organism in Eukaryota, Metazoa, Chordata, Actinopteri, Siluriformes, Ictaluridae. The record is from RefSeq and is a predicted model, not a curated record. Bases 334 to 2400 code for a protein of 688 amino acids. Gene Ontology annotation, biological process: protein phosphorylation. Gene Ontology annotation, molecular function: cGMP-dependent protein kinase activity; ATP binding.
CCUUGAUUACGGAAUGUAAAUUAAGCGUGCAUCAUUUCAAGUUGUUUAUAUAUGCAGCUGCGUACACGAACAUCACUGGAUGGGUGUUGAGAUUGGUGAUUGGUGUUCAUUAGUAGUAUUAUUAUCACCAGCUGUAAUGUCGCAAAUUACGUCAACGGUUUGAUAUUACGUUUGAUUUAUUUGACCUAUUUACCCCGAUGUGUUAAUUUCUACAUUAAUUAGCUAACGUGUACUUAAGCUGGUCGUUAUUCACGCGUGAAUUCAUACCGUAAGACUCGCGUGGUAGUUUUGCCUAGCUCUCGAUUAGCUCGUGAUUAGUACACGCUCCGACUCAUGAUUAGUUCAUGUUUAAGGACGAGCAUGGAGGUCACGCUGAAGGAACUCCGGCAGAAACUGGAGAAGCAAUGCCAACUUAACCGGGAGCUGCAGAAUGAAAAGGAGGACUUGGAGACCAGGUUGAAGGAGAAGGAGAAGCUCGUGGAGGAGCUACAGAGUCGUUUGGAUGGGCUGGAUCAGUUGUCUCAGAGGUACAGCAAUGACCGCGUGGAGGUCCGGCAGAGCCGAGCAGCAGUCAUGGCUCCGGAGCCGAUUCCAGACGACAUGGACAUCUCGACCACCAGGGUCAAAAAGACUGCCAGUGAAAGAGCUCAGAUCAUGAAGGCAAUGCAGAAAAACGACUUCCUGAGUCGUCUGGAUGAGGAGCAGAUCAACAUGAUGGUGGAGCUCCUCACCACUCUGGACCGCUGUCCUGGUGAUGAAAUCAUUAAAGAAGGCACCGAGGGUGACAGCUUAUACAUUGUUGCAGCUGGAGAACUCCGAGUUACCCAGGCAGGGCGUAUUCUACGAACUUUGACCUCUGGAGACGUGUUCGGGGAGCUGGCCAUCUUGUACAACUGCAAACGGACGGCGACGGUCAAAGCGGUCACGGCGGUUAAGCUAUGGUGCAUCGAGAGACAGAUAUACAGAAGCAUCAUGGCAAUCAAGUCCAAGAAAAAACGAGAGCAGUUGAUGGGCUUCUUAAAGACAGCUCGCACCUUCAAAUCCCUGCGUGAUGGACAGCUCUCCAGCAUCAUUGACUCCAUGGAGGAGGUGAAGUUUCAGGAGAACGAGGUGAUCGUGCGUGAAGGUGCCGAGGGAGACACGUUUUACAUCAUCCUCAAGGGAGAGGUCGAGGUGACGAAGAAAGUGAAUGGGCAGCAGAAAAUCAUCCGGAAAAUGAAACAAGGGGAUCACUUCGGAGAACUGGCUCUUAUACGUGAGAACUUGAGGACGGCUACCUGUACCGCUUUGGGAUCGGUCACCUGCUUCGCCAUCGAUAAGGAGGCUUUUGAGGAGACAAUCCCAAUAGAAAUCCUGGAGCUACAUGAUGAUCCAGAUCUUCUGGAGAACACUCAGACUUCAAAGAAACAGAGCUUGGUGUCUUCUCUACAGCUGUCGGAUCUGAUCCCGGUCCUGUACCAGGAGGGACGCUACCAAGGAAGCCCCGUCACCUUGGGACUGGGGGGGUUCGGACGAGUGGAACUGGUAACCACGCUGUAUCAUGGGAAAUACUUUGCCCUGAAAAAGAUCAGCAAAAAGCUGAUAGUCGAGAAGAGGCAAGAAGAGCAUGUGCUGUUCGAGAAGAAGCUCCUGCUGGACAUUGAGUGUGACUUCAUUGUCAGGCUCCAUGACACUUUUAAAGACUCCCGAUACAUCUACAUGGUCAUGGAGUUUUGCUCAGGGGGUGAGAUCUGGACCAAGCUAAAAGAAGUACGCCGUUUUGAAGAGAACAUAACUGUGUUCGUAGCAGCAUGUGUGGUCGAGGCUUACUCCUACCUCCAUAAGAAAGACAUCAUGUACCGAGACCUGAAGCCAGAGAACCUCAUGCUGGACUCCAGGGGAUACAUCAAACUAGUGGAUUUUGGUUUUGCUAAGAAGCUCCAGCGAGGACAGAAGACAUAUUCCUUCUGUGGAACUCCAGAGUACAUGGCUCCAGAGAUCAUUCAGAAUCAAGGCCACGACUUUGGCGCUGAUUUCUGGUCUCUGGGUGUUCUGGUUUAUGAGCUUCUAGUAGGCAGCCCACCUUUUUCAAGCUCAGAGCCGCAGAGCAUCUACGCUAAGAUAUUGGAUGGUGUGAUAAAGUAUCCGCCGUACAUGGGAGAGGCCGCCCGAUCUCUCAUUAGCAAACUGUGCAGACCACGUCCAGGUCAAAGGUUAGGAAACACCAAAAAUGGAAUCAAAGACGUCCGUAAUCACAGGUGGUUUAACAACAUGAACUGGCACAAACUGAGGAUGAAACAGAUCAGCGCUCCUACAGUUAAACUCAUCAGAAAGGGUCCCUGCUACAUCAACUUCGACCGUUUCCCGUUCGAUAAGAGCCUGGCCGAGGAGGAUCUCUCCGGGUGGGAUCGAGAUUUCUAAGAGUCGUUGAGUUUGAGCUCCUGUACAUACUCUUACUCUUAAACAUCUGUGGACACGUUUUGGCUGCGUGUUCCAUCCUGAACACAGAAAACAGAGAAUGAUUCGGUAUAAAAAGCUUGUAAUUUAGCCAAAAAAACAACAACUGGACCAUCUGGUCGCUGUGGAGCUUAGCACCUGUGUCAAGACCUUCAUCAAAGAUACAGAACAUUACCUGGAUGUAGAUACUGAUGAUAUAUUAUGCUCUGUGAUGGAGUGGGUUUUUUUUUUCUUUCAUGGUGUAUUUGUUAUUCUUGUUUAGCACCAUUCUACGCUGAUAUUUUUAUGGAUAUUUUAAGUUUUAAUGAGUAUAACAAUCCAGCAGAAUUACUCCCAUUUAGAAUUUGUGCGAUGUCAUGAAACCUAGUCAUAAGACAACUAAAUUGUUUACACUUUUUCGAGAUCUUUAAAGAUAUGUGAUGAGUGCUAGAUAUACUCAACAUAUCCUGUAAAUUCAACAUAGUAAAGUAUACAUUGUACACCA